AUGGCUGCUGCCCUUAUUGCCCCUCAGGAGCAGGGGAAGGUGGAGAAGCCUCAGAAGCAAUCGAGCUCAUAUGUUAGAUUUGAUAUAAUUCGAAGGAUCCUAACCAGGGUUUUUGGAUGCAACAUCAUCAUGGUGAUGGGGAUUACAGAUGUGGAUGAUAAGAUAAUUAAAAGGGCCAAUGAAAUGAAGAUAUCACCUGCUUCUCUUGCCAACCUUUAUGAAGAAGAUUUUAAACAAGAUAUGGCAGCCUUGAAGGUUCUCCCACCCACAGUAUACUUGAGAGUAACUGAAAAUAUUCCUCAGAUCAUUUCUUUCAUUGAAGGAAUAAUUGCUAAUGGGCAUGCUUACUCAACAGCAAGAGGCAAUGUCUACUUUGAUCUGCAGUCGAGAGGCGACAAGUACGGCAAGCUCGUCGGUGUGGCUCCCGGUCCUGUUGCAGAGCCAGGUGAUUCGGACAAGCGGCAUGCCAGCGACUUUGCCCUGUGGAAGGCAGCCAAACCCCAGGAGGUAUUCUGGCCCUCUCCUUGGGGAAACGGAAGACCUGGCUGGCAUAUUGAAUGUUCUACCAUCUCAAGUUUGGUGUUUGGAAGUCAACUGGACAUCCACUCGGGUGGCAUAGACCUAGCUUUCCCGCAUCAUGAGAAUGAAAUCGCACAGUGUGAGGUCUUCCAUCAGUGCCAGCAAUGGGGAAAUUACUUCCUGCAUUCUGGACACUUGCAUGUAAAAGGCAAAGAAGAAAAAAUGUCCAAAUCACUGAAAAACUACAUCACUAUUAAGGACUUUCUGAAGACAUUUUCCCCCGACGUCUUCCGGCUCUUCUGCCUGCGGAGCAGCUACCGGUCAGCCGUGGACUACAGCGACAGCACCAUGCAGGAAGCUCAGCACCUUCUCCGGGCCCUGGCCGCGUUCGCCCAGGAUGCUCGGGCCUACAUGAAGGGGCAGCUGGUGUGCGGCCCCAUCAGGGAAGACGUGCUGUGGGAGAGGCUCAACCACACACAGGCUGCUGUGAAGGCCGCCUUGGCAGACGACUUUGACACGCCUGGGGCAGUGGAUGCCGUCUUGGAUCUCAUUCACCAGGCGAACAGACAGCUGAAGGUGGUCACUAAGGAGCCCGGCGGUCCCAGGAGCCCUGCUGUGUUCGGCUCCAUCAUCUCCUACGUUGAGCAAUUUUUUGAGACGGUUGGAAUUUCUCUGGCAGAACGACAGUUUGUUUCAGGGGACAGCAGCUCAGCCAUGUUGCACAGUGUGGUGGAGGAGUUGGUCCGAUUCCGGCUCAAGGUCCGGCAGUUCGCCCUGGCUACGGGAGAGGCUACCAAGGAAGUCCGGCGGCAGCAGCUCCUAGAGAGGCAGCCCCUGCUGGAGGCAUGUGACACCCUACGCCAGGACCUUGCCGCCCACGGCAUCAGUAUUAAGAAGCAGCACAUCCACAUGGGAACUGCUGGGUCAGAGGUCAGAAGACCACAAACCUGGGAGCUGAGGAUGCGUGAAGCGGGAACCACAGGCUCACAAUGCGGCUCUGUGCUUGCUUAAGUCCCUAUAGAAGCUUUACAUUAAAGUUUUCCAUUGUGACUAUUUAGUCAACAUUAAAAUAAGUCAAACUGAUAUCAUU
Messenger RNA from Myotis davidii, 1609 nucleotides. RefSeq names its product cysteinyl-tRNA synthetase 2, mitochondrial (putative) (gene CARS2). Gene Ontology annotation, cellular component: cytoplasm. NCBI's taxonomy places the organism in Eukaryota, Metazoa, Chordata, Mammalia, Chiroptera, Vespertilionidae. The transcript is spliced from 14 exons. Gene Ontology annotation, molecular function: cysteine-tRNA ligase activity; ATP binding. Bases 1 to 1530 code for a protein of 509 amino acids. Gene Ontology annotation, biological process: cysteinyl-tRNA aminoacylation. The record is from RefSeq and is a predicted model, not a curated record.